CUGUCUACCUAUUAGUGGAUUAUUACUGUUGUUGGUGGCGUAUUAUUCCAGACAGAAAGUAAACUCGUUCUCGAGUGGGCCCAACUUUCACUCCAUGCAAAAACAAGCUUGUCAGUCCAUGUAAACCUUUCUCCGGAAGAGGUUCUUCUCCUUCCUUCCUUCCUUCCUGCAAUUCUAUUGUUCACGUUUUCCGGUGCAGGUGUCAAACGAAUUGUGUCCUCGUUAGUAAAUUAAUUCAUCCACUAUUACAUAAUUCUUGAUCAAUUUUUUGACAAUGAAUAACCAUGUUUAAAACCACGUGCUGUGGAGGAAGCGCUGUACAAGAGAUGGAGAAACAGGAUAAGGAAACGCAGGAGAAAGUGGAGAAAGUAGAGCAGGCUAUUGUCAUGGAAAUGAUGCCCCCGCCUCCCCCGACGCCACCGCCGCCACCACCACCACCGGGUUACAAAUUGAGUUAUUUCGAUACUAGAAUUGGUGGAGAAAUGAUAAGAUUAUUGUUUCACAAAGCUGAAGUGCCAUUCGAAGAUAACCGGAUUCAGGACGCAGAAUGGGAGAGUAUGAAGUCAGCGGUGCAGUGGGGAAAGCUGCCCAUUUUAGAGUUUGAAGGUAACACGAUCUACUCGUCGACCGCGAUCUCACGAUUUUUGGCGAAACGGUUCAAUCUCUGUGGUGCAGAUGAGAUCGAAUCUGCAAAAUGUGAUGAAAUGGUGGAAGUUUGUCAGGAUAUUCGGACCGCUUGGGGUACCUACUUUUACGGAACUUCUGCCGACUCCCUAGACCAGGAAGCCAAGUUGAAGGAACACCUCCAGAAGAUUAUGGCCACAAAUUUGCCCAAAUAUGAGGACAUCAUCGCAAAAAACGGGGGGACUUGGCUGGUCGGCGGGGGAUGUACCUGGGCCGACAUUUUUGUCGCCAAUUUCCUCUCCGUGUACGAGGAGACCAUCGACCCCGCCGUGCUGGAGGGAUUUCCUGCUCUCAACGCCAUGAAAAAAGCGGUCUUUGCUUUCCCCGAGAUUCAAAAGUAUGUCGAGAGUAGGGCAGAAAAGUAAUUGUAACUAAUCAGGCAAAUUUUGGCAGAAGUGUGCAAAAUAUUUUGGCAAAGUAUUUUGCACUCCUUUCUUUCAAGGGUUUGUGUUUCCGGGGGUGUCACACCCAUAAAAAGACGAAAAGCCAGGUUUUUUUUAAAGAAAUUAACUUUUAAUCGCUGUCAAAAUACAACGUUUUCACGAUUUUCAAAAAAUUAAGAAUUUUUACAGCGAUAAAAACUUAAUUUUUCAAAAAACCCGUAUUUUCGACUGAAUGUUACCUUCUCCACGUAGAUUUUCGCCUUUUUGUGGGUGUAACAGCCCCCUGGAAAUCUAAACCCUGGGAAGAACGGAACGUAUUUUGACAGUAUUUUGCCCACCUAUGGAAAUUUUAUUAGGUAAUAAUCAAUUAUGCAAAUUAUUUAUUUGUGUCACCACAAUUCUUAUAUUGCAAUUUUCACAAUGCAUGUAUUUCAUCAAUUUAUUGUCAAUUCAAUACUUGCAAACACUCAAAUAAAUCAAAUGCUAACAGAAAAGUGAAAGUAAA
Messenger RNA from Folsomia candida, 1572 nucleotides. Its product is annotated as glutathione S-transferase 1-like. The coding region runs from base 285 to 1049 and encodes 254 amino acids. The record is from RefSeq and is a predicted model, not a curated record. NCBI's taxonomy places the organism in Eukaryota, Metazoa, Arthropoda, Collembola, Entomobryomorpha, Isotomidae. Gene Ontology annotation, molecular function: glutathione transferase activity. Gene Ontology annotation, biological process: glutathione metabolic process. The transcript is spliced from 5 exons.